CACAGAAACCGGUCGGCACGCACCGAACCGAUCACACUCAUCGCGGACCACACACAGUGGGAUGGGCAGGCGACACACCCAUCCAUGCAUCCAUCCAUGCAUCCAUCCUCGGAAACGCCACAGCUCGCUCGCAUCGACAAAUUCAAGCAUUUUGCAAGCAAGGACCGAACAAACACUCAGCUCACUCACUGCCAGCAAGCCACCCUUUCCUUGCAAAGUCACCUCCCGGGCCGCGUCAGGGCAUCCAAGUCAAUGGCUGCAUCCCGCCCCUCCUGGUGUCCGUUGACAAGUAUGUCAACCAGGAUAUCCACAUCCUCAUGAUCACCCCCCCCACCACCACCACCACCAGCAGCUGGUGGGGCGGCGGUGGGAGGCGGCCGAUUACUCACUCCGACAUCGUCUCGUCGUCUUUGGGGCGACGACGAGGGAGACGGGGCGGCCUUACAGGGGGUUGAUGGCGAGACACCUCUCGCUGAGGCUGAAUAGCCUGCCGCCCGUGCAAAGGGAGACGUGAACGGAGAGUGGCCGCAGUUGCGGGAUGGGAGAGGGGGCUGAGCGGACGAAUCGCGAGCCAGCUGCAUAAAGUGAGAGACGUGCAUGGAGCAAUCAGUACGUGUGUCGUGUCGUUACAGUACUUGGUGUUGCCUGUGUGCCUGGCCUACUCUAUAUCCCCUAGCCAUCCUGCGGAUGUAUUCAGGCAGCCGGCGGACCUUCGGAUGGAAGCUGCACUCACGGACCUGCACAGCACAGCACGACGGGCAAACACGGCAGAUCGACAUAAAAGAGAGACAGACAUGCACACACACACACACGCGACGCGACGCGAAUGCAGGCAGGUAGGCAGGGUGUCUUUGUUUUUUGUCACCUCCUGUUCGUCCCUCUGUCUCCUGAAUGUCUCCGCGGCCUUGUUGCGGAUGCACUGCUCCUUCUGCAGACGCUCCAUGUAGCGCGAGGCCGUCUUAACACGGCGCAAAUCGCUGCAUCCAUGGCGCACAUCACGGGAGUGAGUGGGGGUGUCCUUGACUGGUUUUUCCUUCCCUCACGUGAGCGAUGAGUGUGCCUUGUGGCGGGAGGCGUUGAGCUCGGGCUGAGCAGAGAGACAGUCAAGCCAUUAGUAGAAAGAGCUCUACUCAGUAAAGGUCAAUCGUCCAUCCGUGUGCAUCACCACGAAUGAGAGCUGCUGAUCCACAAGACGCUCCUGUGCAGCCCUCCUCUCCAUCUGGAUUGAGCAGCAAUUGUGGAGGACAUAGUAUAUUGAUUGCCUUAUCACACGUCGACGCGUAAGCACACGGCACAUGGCUUACGAGUUUCUGUUCCCGUCUCAGCCUGUCGCCGUAGCUCAUGGACACCACACCACGCUCACCCCUCGCUUGACUCAUCCUGCAUCGCAUCGCAUCGCAUCGCACACACAAAAGACACACAAAUACACACACGCACAUAUACACAUACACAUACACGGGCAGAGCAUACCAAUGUCUUAAGGGGAGCUCUGUCCUACCUACCUGUUGAUGGUUGGCGCAAACCAGUCAGCAUCCGCCUCACGCAGCCGUGCCUCCUCCCGUCGCUUCUUCCACUGCACCCUCACAGCCUCCAGCUGCAGACGAUCCAUGUGACCCAGGCGCGGCGGCGGAGGGCUCACAUCGCGCCCCUUGUCGCUGCCCCAGAAGGGGGCCAAGGCAAUGGUGUCUGGUGGUGGUGGUUUCAGCUCUGGCUGCUUCUUGGUCAGUCCUGUCUGUGCCGCCCAUUGCCGCCACUGGUGGCUGCGGCGGCUGGCCACACGCUGGGACACCUGGCUGAUGGUGGGCUUGUGGGAAGCUGAAAGAAUAAGGAAAAGGCACACAUCCGCGGAUCGAGGUGUGGGUGUGGGUGUGCGCUAACUUACGCUGUCCUUGCUUAGCGAGGUGCUGCAGCCGCUUCAUGCGGAGGUGCUCGUGUACGUUCUGCCGAUAGAGAAACCCGAAGAAUAUCUUCUGCGCCUCGUCCUCGCUAUAAGUGGCCGUCGACCGGGAGGCCUCCCCAGGCAUCAUGUCGCCAUCCCCGCCGUCACCCUGCCCCUCAGGCGGCCCUCCCCCCUUCCCUCGGGGAGGGGCAGAAUCUGUGCACAUCGACAUGGGAUGCGAGAAGCAUGUCGAUUGGAGAAUCCUUAGGUCGCGUGUUGGGUGACCCUUGUGCGCACCUGGUCGUUUGGAUCUGCUGGGUGUGAACUCAGUGAGUCGGGUGACGGGGUGAAGCCUCAGAUACGACCGCGCCAUCACCAUCUCGGCGGGAGGCUCCUUCACCUGACACACAAACGCAUGGAUCGCAUCAUGCACACACACAUGCACUCACUCACAUGCACUCACUCGCCACACGUACGUCAUCCCCAUCCACUGACCUUCGGUGUGAAGGUGCAUUCUUUGACGGCGUCGCUCAUUGCCUGAUGUCUCCUCCUCUCCCGGUAGCUCUCACUCAGGGCAGCGGACCGCGCAGCAGCGUCCUUCCGCCACCCAAACAGCACCCUGGCGCCCUUCUUGCCACCAUCCACCACCUCAACGUUGGCACGGGGCGGUGAGGGCGAGGUUGGCGGCGAGGGUUCGGGGGAUGGGGGGAGGGAGAGGGUGAUGGGGCGCUGCAGGAGAGGCUGCGCUGUGUCUUCUUGUUCAUCUCGUUUUUGCAGGUUGGAGUGCAGGGCGGGGACUUUCCUUUGGGAUGGCAGGAUGUUUGGGUGGAAGGUGCAGUAGCGGUCCACCUCCGUCUGUAGGCAUAACAUAACAUACACUCACGGCAAGGACGGCCAAUGGAUGUGUUCGUGUCGGUGAGGAAUGAGAGUGUGCUCACGUUUUCCCUUCGUUUGGUGAGGUGUGAUUGUGCGAUCUGGCAGCGAUCCACAACCUGAAUGUACUGUCGCUUCGGCUGCGAAGACACGCCACAUCAGUGGAUGUGAUUGAUACACACAUGUGUCUCCCUCCCCUGACCUCGGCGAGCCGCUGGAGCAGUUGGCUGACGUUCACCUUGAAGGUGGCAGGCCGGGCGGGGGGCCGCUGCGUGCCGCCCUGGUUACUGAACUGCAAUGGCACUCUAAAUGGCUGAAACGAACACGCCUCAAGCUCUUUCUCGUCCCUGCAGACAGACAGCCAGCAUAACACACACCAUGAACUCCGGUCCGGUUUCCCUCCAUCCCUCCGUCCUUUGAAUGCACCGCACUUUCUCUUGACGCGAUCCAGCUGCUUUUGUUGCUUGCGAACCUGAAGGAAAGGAGAAAUAGACAGUCAUCGUCACCCCCAUGUAGUAUCGAUGCUCACGCUCCACAUUUCUUGUCUCUCAAAGAACGAUGUCUCCUCCACAAAUCGAGACACGGGCCGCCUCACCGGCCGCUCCGCCUCUCUCUUCUUCCCAGCAGCACCCCCCAUCCGUGCGGCGUAGGCCAGCACCUUCUGCACGCCCCCAGUGUGUGUCCCCCCUGCCAGCGACACUGAUGCCGAGUAGGAAUGUGUGGCGCUCACGGCCACCGACGGCAACAGUGACGGCGCGUCCUCUGUGCGAGUGGAAGGAAGAGUUUUCGACGGAGGGGUGUGGACCACAACGGGUGGUGGAGAUCUCGGUAUGCCUUGAGUGGUGGGUGCUGGUGCCACCGUCUCUGCAGCCCGUCUUUCCUCCUGCACCGAAGGCCCCCCUUCUGAUGUCGGCUCUUCCAUUGGUAAACUAUGAUCCUCUGCUGGCUCCUGGCUUGGCUGCUGCUGCUGCUGCUGCUGAUGCUGCUGCUGUUGUGCGCUGUGCGUUGUCGGCUGCAGAUAGCCGAACGGCGCCGCUUGGCUCGCAGAAGGCUCCCCAGCAGAUGUUUGUGAUAAUCGGCUGUCGGCCUGUGUGUAGGGCGGAGGGAGGGCUGAAACAGGUGCCGAGGGGGAAGCGGAUGGGGGGCUGCAAUGACCUGCAGAGAAGCAGGCAGAGGAACGUGUGUCCGUUGGUCCAAACGAAUCCGCUAAAUUAAAUGCGCACUCACCUGGUUGCUGUUUUUCCGUUUCUGCGAUGAUUUCCUCCGCAUCGGCACAGCUCAGGAGAGGCGGCAGACCCAUCCCAUCAUCGGCCUCAUCGCCAGGGACAGCCACCAAGGCCAUGCCGUCUCCCUCGGAGUCCCCCAUCUGCAUGUCUGCAUGAUCCACAUCCCAGUCGUGCAUGUGGUCGUCCAGCGCAUACGCAAGUGCCACGUCCACGUCAACCUCCUCCUCAAUGCCGCCAGCACCCUCAGCCGCAUCAUGCGCAAAAUCACCGCGGUCCGCAAAAGCGACAGGGAGUUGAGACGGGUCAGCAGGGCCUGGCGAGGAAGGAAGGCCGGUCCCCAGGGGGUACUCACGAGCAAACUGUUGCAUCAAAUCAAAAGACG
Messenger RNA from Vitrella brassicaformis, 4360 nucleotides. Lineage: Eukaryota; Vitrellaceae. The record is from the annotation of a GenBank genome assembly.